AUGGGGCCCAAUAACCUUGGCUUCAUCGAAGGAAACGCCUGGAAGGACAUCUACGGCAUGCGUCGUCGCGGCCAAUUUGAGAAAGCAUACGAGUACUACCGUGAAGGACCGGAAGGACCCAUUAGCUUGCUGAACGCUGGGCCCGAGGAACACGCGAGACUACGCAAGUGGGUUUCACCGUAUUUUUCGGAUCGUGGCAUGAAGGAGCAAGAACCGAUGAUCGGCGGUUACGUUGACUUGCUUCUCAAGCGACUUCAUGAGAACUGCGAUGAUGGUACCCGCGCGCUUGAUCUCCGUGACUGGUUUAACUUCUGCACCUUCGACAUCCUUGGCGAACUUGCUUUCUCCAGCUCUUUUGGAUGCCUCGAGUCAGCAGAAUAUCAUCCCUGGGUAAAGAUCAUUGCAUUUCAGCAGAAAGAGAUUGAGUGGAUCGGUGAGCUGAACCGGCAGGGAUUGAGGUUUAUCACAGCUAUUAUCAUGAAGAUACUCGCCAAGAACAAGUUGGAAUUUAUGGGUUACACGAUUCAGAAGUUACAAAGUCGCAUUCAGUCGGGUAAACAAGCAGAUAUCAUUGAGUCCCUGCUCAAUAACAAAGAAGGAAUGAUACCAGAGCAGAGCGGGACUAAUCAGAGAGAGCAGAAGCUUGACAUGGAUCGCCUUGUCCAGAAUUCGACGCUUCUCAUCGCGGCUGGGUCAGAGACCACAGCGACGCUGCUCACGGCAACUUCGUUCCUUCUGCUAUCGAAUCCUGAGGCAUAUCAGAAAGUUGUAGAAGAAGUCAGAUCUUCAUUUUCUGAUCCGUCAGACAUUACUCUUCUAUCCGUCAACAAACUCCCUUACAUGUUGGCCUGCCUGGACGAGGCGCUGCGUGUGUUCCCGGUAGUUCCUUCUUGGUUGCCCCGACGAGUCACGCAUGGUACCGCUAUCAUUGAUGGCAAUAUCGUACCCGAAGGUUGUCUUGUCGCUACUUGGCAGUGGGCGAUGUAUCAUAACGAACUGAACUUUACUAAACCCUUAGAAUAUCAUCCCGAGCGUUUCCUCGGAGAUCCGAGCUUCUCGAAGGAUAGGCUGGACGCAUUCCAACCUUUCAGCAUGGGCCACGCAGACUGUGUCGGUCGCAACCUCGCAUACUCUGAGAUGCGUCUUAUCCUAGCAAGGAUUUUGUUCAGCUUCGAUCUGAAGCUAGCGGACGAGGGCAGUGACUGGAUAAAGGGUCAAAAAGUUUAUAUCGUGUGGCAAAAGCCGUCUCUAAAUGUGUAUCUCAAGCCAGUCAAGCGAUGA
Colletotrichum abscissum is the source of this 1281-nucleotide messenger RNA. Its product is annotated as cytochrome P450. The record is from RefSeq and is a predicted model, not a curated record. Gene Ontology annotation, molecular function: heme binding; monooxygenase activity; oxidoreductase activity, acting on paired donors, with incorporation or reduction of molecular oxygen. Lineage: Eukaryota; Fungi; Ascomycota; Sordariomycetes; Glomerellales; Glomerellaceae. The transcript is spliced from 4 exons. Bases 1 to 1281 code for a protein of 426 amino acids.